ACACACACACACACACACACACACACACACACACACACACACACACACACACACACACACACCGCACCAUGGCGUACAGGGACUCACAGGAGAGCAGCGGCUCUUCGUCCGAGGAGAUCUCGUGGAUCUCCUGGUUCUGCAGCUUGCGUGGGAAUGAGUUCUUCUGCGAGGUUGAGGAGAGCUUCAUCCAGGACAAAUUCAACUUGACAGGACUGUCCGAGAUGGUGCCACACUACAGACACGCGCUGGACAUGAUUCUUGACUUUGAGCAUGAAGAUGAGCUGCCGGAGGAACAGAUGCAAGACGUGGAGCAGGCUGCGGAGGUGCUGUACGGGCUGAUCCACGCCCGCUUCAUCUUGACAAACAGGGGUCUGCAGAAGAUGCUCGACAAGUACCUGUCUGGCGACUUUGGAAACUGCCCUCGUGUCCUGUGUGACGGCCAAACGGUUCUUCCUGUUGGCUUGUCUGACUGCCCUGGCGAGGCCACCGUGAAACUCUUCUGCCCGCGCUGUAACGACGUCUACGCUCCACGGUCGUCGCGUCAUCAGCACACGGAUGGCGUGUACUUUGGUACAUCGUUCCCGCACAUGCUCUUCGCCGUCAACCCGGAAUUCCGCCCGCCACAGCAAGACCCUCUGCCGAGGUACGAGCCGCGCAUCUACGGCUUCAAGCUGCACCCGACGGCAUACAAGCGCAUGCACGACCGCCGCGAGCAGGAGCGCAACAUGGAGCAGCGUGUCCGCCCGCGCAAGCACUAGCUCUCACCCCUCCCACGCCGCCGCUGUGCUUGAUGUCUCGGGGGCACUUGGUAUUGUGAUUAUCGUCUGUCGUCGUCGUCGUUGUUGUUGUUGGUGUGGUGACUACCCAUGACACGCGCUGUUGUGGUGUUGUGUGGCUUGCCGGCGUGCCCUGUUGCGACUGGUCGGCGGUGAUGCAUGUGGUGACGCGUGUGGUGUUGCACUUCCAUUCCCACCAGCCUAGCGCCCUUUACCCUCCCUCACUCGUUCUGCAUUUGCUGGCUGGCUUGGCGACGCUGUGCACUUGAAUUGGAUGUGCGAUUUCUCGAGCUUCACUUCUUUGUUGUCCAUCCCUUUUCCUCCUCUUGCUUGUCAUGUCAAUGCUGUAUGUGUGUUUGUGUGUGCGUGUGUGUUUGAUCAUAUUCGUGUAUCACGGUGUUAGGUGUGUUUCUAUGCACCCGUCACCUCCUCUGUGCUUGCUCGGCUGUCUGCCCACCGUGUGCUCGUGAUGUUGCUUGCAAGCAUGCGUCAGAUGCGGGGGCGGGGGCUCACUGCCGGCUGUUCUGCUGGUGCACGCAGCAAGCCUGACACUACAACUUGAACCCAAAACGUU
Salpingoeca rosetta is the source of this 1350-nucleotide messenger RNA. Its product is annotated as casein kinase II beta subunit. The transcript is spliced from 8 exons. The record is from RefSeq and is a predicted model, not a curated record. Bases 69 to 758 code for a protein of 229 amino acids. Gene Ontology annotation, cellular component: protein kinase CK2 complex; cytoplasm. Gene Ontology annotation, molecular function: protein kinase regulator activity. NCBI's taxonomy places the organism in Eukaryota, Choanoflagellata, Craspedida, Salpingoecidae.